AUGAGCAAAAUUCGGAUGGCAAGGAGCAGCAAGCGAGGAAUACAGCAUGGCACUGGCAAACGACAAAAAUCACCAAGGAAACGUGAAGAAAGUGUCAUUCUCUACAAAGGCCUGCCCAGCCAGCAGUUUUCAUUCCAUACAUUCAGCAGUGAAGUUGAAAUUGAAACGUUUCAGAAAAGACUUCUUGCUUGGUACAAUAAAUGCAAACGAGACCUUCCUUGGAGAAAACUGGCCACAACUGAAGCUGAUGCUGACAGACGAGCAUAUGCUGUGUGGGUAUCAGAGAUCAUGCUCCAGCAGACUCAAGUAGCUUCUGUGAUCAACUACUACAAUCGCUGGAUGCUGAAAUGGCCAACCUUACAGAACCUAGCUGGAGCUUCGCUGGAGGAAGUGAAUGAACUGUGGGCAGGGCUUGGCUACUAUUCUCGAGGGAAGCGGCUCCAGGAAGGUGCACGUAAGAUUGUAUCAGAGAUGGCAGGUCAUAUGCCCAGGACAGCAGAGGAGCUGCAGAAACUGCUGCCAGGAGUAGGGAAAUACACUGCAGGAGCUAUUGCAUCCAUAGCAUUUGGGCAGGUGACAGGUGUGGUGGACGGGAAUGUGAUUCGGGUCUUGUGCCGCAUACGAGCUAUUGGGGCUGACCCCACCAAUUCUGCUGUUACUGACAGAUUAUGGGCUUUAUCACACGCGCUGGUGGAUCCAGCCCAUCCAGGUGACUUUAACCAAGCUAUGAUGGAACUGGGGGCAACGGUGUGCACUCCCAGGGCCCCACUGUGCACGGAGUGUCCGGUGAGGCAGCACUGCAGAGCUCACCGCAGGAUGGAGAAGGAGCUGAAAGACUCUACCAAGAGAUUGAUAGGAAGAAGUGCCUCCAAGUGUUCCCAGGUGCUGGAUGUGGAAGAAUGUGCCAGCCCUGCAGGAUGUUGCUCCCUUUGCCUGCCUCCUUCAGAGCUGUGGGAUCCUAGUCUUGGUGUGACUAACUUCCCCAGGAAAACUGCCAAGAAGCAGCCCAGGAUAGAGAACACGGCUACAUGCGUGCUGCAGAGAAGAUGCCAUGAGGACAAGCCAGAGUACCUUAUUGUACAGAGGCCCUGCACAGGUCUGCUGGCAGGGCUCUGGGAGUUUCCUAGCAUUUUGCUUUGCCCAGGGCAGGAGAAGCAGCAUAAAGCAACAAUGGCCAAACACCUUCAAGCAUGGGUGGGCAGUGACGUGGCUGUGGGACGCUUGCAGCACGUUGGAGAGGUUCUUCAUAUCUUCUCCCAUAUUCGCCAAACAUAUACAAUCUACUUUUUGAACCUGGACAAGCAUGAGGGGAAUUGCAAAAUGGAAUCUGCACUGCCACUGUGCAGAUGGGUGACCAAAUCCGAAUUCCAGAAUUCUGCUGUUUCCACUGCCAUGAAGAAGGUCUUGAAAGCCUAUGAAAAAUGGAGGUCUACAAUCAGUGUUUCCAAGGUCACCAAGAGGAAACGGGACUCUCUGUGUGCCAGCGAGCCAGCACUUGAAGCAGACAGAAGCUCUUCCAAGAGGCAACUUUCUCUGGAUUCUUUUCUUGCACCUCAACCCAAGAACUGACAAU
Euleptes europaea (tarantolino) is the source of this 1573-nucleotide messenger RNA. RefSeq names its product mutY DNA glycosylase (gene MUTYH). Gene Ontology annotation, molecular function: 4 iron, 4 sulfur cluster binding; 8-oxo-7,8-dihydroguanine DNA N-glycosylase activity; purine-specific mismatch base pair DNA N-glycosylase activity. The transcript has 15 exons. The record is from RefSeq and is a predicted model, not a curated record. Gene Ontology annotation, biological process: base-excision repair; mismatch repair. Bases 1 to 1569 code for a protein of 522 amino acids. NCBI's taxonomy places the organism in Eukaryota, Metazoa, Chordata, Lepidosauria, Squamata, Sphaerodactylidae. Gene Ontology annotation, cellular component: nucleus.